CUACUCUGGGAAGCCUUCUGCCAGAGGUGCUGGAACAUUUUCAGGGUAGUGCCAAAGAUUAUGGCCUCACCAAGUUGCUGAUCUAGGGUCACCACUGAAAGCUCUAUGGCCCAUCAGUCUCAUUCUUGGCUUCUGGACAGAUACAUCCACUGAGAUCUGUCUAAUGGGUAACCCGGAAUAUGUUCCUGGGUCAGGACAGGAUGAUACACCACUUUACCCAAAACCUGAAGACUUGGAUUCCACCCAGUGCUUUAAUCACUAAAAGUUGUGAUGUUUUGCUGUGGGGAAAGCAAAACCUCAAGACGGUCCAGUUCAUCUGCAGGCAAAUUCCUUCCCGCCUAGCAACCAUAGCAAGGAAGGCAUAAGGAAUCAAAAUCAGUUAGACGGAAUACAACCUAAGGAAUAAAGCAAGGUUAAAGCAGCAACCUGAAAAGUGAAAUAUGGUUAAACAUUAUAGGACAUUGACCUACAUAUGUAAAAAACAAUUAAAUAUAAGGGAGGAAGGGUAAGAUUGCUCUUUGGCCGACAAUGCUGCAGAAGGCAAGUGCAGAGAGCUCUUUUAAGGUGUUGCUGCCUGGUGCAGGCAUGGCAGAAGCCAAUGUUUGGCUAGCACGCAAGGCACUGCCCAACUGGUGGGGCCUCUGAUUGGCCCCUUUGAAGCUGGGGUUAAGAAGAGAAGUUCCACCCUGAGAACAUGCUGGCUGGGGGAAUUCCCAAAACAGUUGACAAACAUGCAUGAGUUGACAGCCAGGAUGGCAGCAGAGAGCAAGGGGCUGCAACUGCUGCCCACCUGAAAAGAGUGAGCACCCAUUUCUUCCUGUGUCCCUUUCACCCAGCCAUCUCUGCAACGUCUUUCCCUUUCCACCAUGUGCUUCCCCAUUCUCCAUUCUAUUCCUUCUCUGAUUCUCCAAGCUCCACCUACAUUCUAAAGGUAACUGCAAUGACUGUUGCUAUGGACAGAACCAUCCCUUUCUUUGAUGGUCUCAUAAACAACCACCUUCUCAUCUUUCUGGUCUGCUCUCAACUGUGGGAAGCUUUUGGGGCUGGGAUAAGAAGCCAAAGCAGGAUGCUCUGGAGGUUGCUUUCCCAGUCAGAGAAAAUGACUAACCACCACACAUGGCAACUGGUGCUGAUCUUGUUGAAUGUUUUGUGUGAGACUGCAGGUCAGAAACCACCACAAGGCUUUAUGUAUGCCUCUUACGAGGUGACCAUCCCAAGAAAACUAGUCCCUAGGUAUGGACAAGAACAUCAUGAUGUCACCUACCUACUGCAGAUUGAGGGGAAAGGCCAUGUAGUGCAUCUCAAGCAGAACAGGGGCUUUGUCCCUAAACACCUCCCUGUCUUCACUUACAGUGAGGAGGGAGACCUCCAGGUGGACUAUCCUUUCAUCAGAGAUGACUGCUUCUACCGUGGCUUUGUACAAGGCAAGCCUUCCUCAUGGGUCACCCUCAGCACUUGUUCAGGAGGCCUCAGGGGUCUGCUGCAUUUAGAAAAUGACACCUAUGAAAUUCAGCCUGUGCAGAGAUCUACUUCUCAACAUGUGAUGUAUAGGUUGGAAGAAAUAGAGGGUGCUGCACGUAUGACAUGUGGGUUAACAGAAGAAGAGCAAAGGCAUCAAGAGACCAUGAUCCAAAAAACAGAGAAUGCAGUGGCUAGGGGUGCUCCAGAAGGAGGUUGGUGGACACACACCCGUUACGCAGAGGUUGCAAUUGUUGUGGAUUAUGAAAGAUAUGUGAGAAUUGAUAGAAAUGAAACUGUUGCUGCUAUGCGAGUUCUAGAUGUCAUUCAUGUUGCUAAUUCAUUAUAUGAGCCACUUGGUGUCGUUGUGACUCUUGUUGGAUUGGAGAUUUGGUCAGAAAAGAACCUCAUUGUGAUUGAUAACAACAUUUACACCCUGCUUUCCAAUUUCAAUGACUGGAGAACAAACACCCUAAAUAAACAUCUAGAGAAUGAUGCUGCUCAUUUAUUUGUAUAUAAGGGCUUUGGACGUACGCGAGGAUUAUCAUAUUUAGGAACAAUCUGUUGGACUGAUCGGGCAUGUGGUGUUGAAUCAUAUGUUGGUUAUAGUUUGUCUGAUUUUUCUAAUACAUUUACUCAUGAAUUAGGACAUAAUCUUGGCAUGCAACAUGAUUCAAAAUACUGUACUUGUGGACGACAUGCCUGCAUUAUGGCUGCAGCUCAGGCAAACACUGAUAAGUUUAGCAACUGCAGUUAUCAGAAUUAUUUUGAGCUAAGGAACACUCCAUGUUUGUUAAUCCCACCAGAGCCUGAUAAAAUGUAUAAACUCAAACACUGUGGUAACAAAGUAGUGGAAGAUGGAGAGCAAUGUGACUGUGGUUCACCAGAUCAAUGCAAGUUGGAUCCAUGUUGCCAGUCUAACUGCAUGCUGCGCCCAGGUGCCACUUGUGCUUUCGGACGGUGUUGUGCUGAGUGUCAGUAUCUUCCAGCUCAUUAUGUCUGCAGACAAGAGGUUAGCAGCUGUGAUCUUCCUGAGUACUGCAAUGGGACUUCAGAGUGGUGUCCUGAAGAUGUUUAUCUACAAGAUGGCACCCCGUGUAGUGAUGGUGUAUACUGCUAUCAUGGAAAUUGCACAACUCACAGUGAGCAGUGCAAAAUGAUCUUUGGCAAGAAAGCAACAGCUGCUUCAAAGGCUUGCUUCAAUGAACUGAAUGGUCGAGGGGAUCGCUUUGGCAACUGCGGCCUUAGACAUGGAAUUUAUAAGAAAUGUAAUGCUACGAAUCUCCUGUGUGGUCGAAUCCAAUGUGAUAAUAUUGACGAAUUACCUUCUUUAGAGGAGCAUAACACUAUAAUUCAAACACAAUCUGGAGAUAGACAAUGCUGGGGUACUGACUACCACAGUGGGAUACAAAUACUUGAUAUUGGAGCAGUGAGAGAUGGGACUCCUUGUGGCACUGAUAUGAUUUGCAUUAAUAGGCAGUGCAAGAGUGUAUCCCUCUUGAACUAUGAUUGUCAUUUCAAAAAGUGCCACUAUAGGGGUAUAUGCAACACUUACAAACAUUGUCAUUGUGAUUAUGGCUGGGCUCCUCCAGAUUGUCUCAGUGAAGGCUAUGGUGGCAGCAUUGAUAGUGGACCCCCUCCACCACAGAAUAUUUUUAGCCCUAAUUCCAGCACAGCAGCAAUUAUAGGAGUAAUUAUAUUUGUUUUUUGUGUUCUUGUUGUUCUGGGUAUUUAUUUCAGGAAGCACUUGAGAGAAAUGUUUGUCAGAUUGAGAGAAAGAAAGCAUGAGCAAGAUAUUAAAAAAGAAGAAAGUCCAGACUAAAUCACAGAAUUGAACAAUGCAUUGAAUGUGCCAAACAGAUGUGCAUGAAAUAAUGGACCAUAUCAUGCAGAAUGUGGCACCAUAGUUAAUACACUUAUUGGCAAUGAGAACUGCUGGGGAACAGACUACCACAGUGGAAGGGUACACCUGAUAUCGGAGCAGUGAGAGAUGGGACUCCUUGUGGCAAGAACAUGAUGUGUAUUAAUGUCGAGUACAAGAGGGUGGUCCCUCUUGAAAUAUGAUUGUAAUGUCACGAAGUGCCAUUAUAGGGGAAUAUGCAACAACUACCAAUAUUGUCAUUGUGUUUCUGGCUGGGCCCCUCCUGACUGUCUAAACCUGAUAUUGGAGCAGUGAGAUAUAGGACUCCUUGUGGCAAGAGCAUGAUGUAUAUUAAGGGGAAUGCUAGAAUGUGCCAUUCAUGUGUAGAUGAAGGCUAUUGUGGGAGCAUUGACAGUGGCCCUCCUCCACCAAACCAGGACACUGUCAUUGCAGGAACUGCUGAAGGAAUUGAAUUUGUUAUUAGCGCUAUAGCUGGUGUGUGCCUAGUGAUGUGAGGUGAGAAUAUUAUUGAGAAUGAGAAUAUUCUUGAGAAUAUUCUCUGCUAGAAAAUUAUCCAGAGAAUAUUCUCCACAAACUGUAAAUUCAAAUGUAAGAACCAGUUUUACAACCCACAUUAAAAAAAUCUAGUAAAUAAUAAGUCAAGCUGUGAUAUUGCCAGUGUAAGUAAUGAAAAAUGAGUUACAUUACUGGGCAUUGUGUCACUCAUCAUUGGCAGUUCUGAAAUGUGAGCUACAGAAUUUUUUAUUUUUUUUUUAGUUUUAAAAAUGCUAUUCAUUUAAUUUCAUGAACAUUUGAAUUCGUAUGUAUUUCAACUACAGUGGUACCUCAGGUUACAUAUGCUUCAGGUUACAGACUCCGCUAACCCAGAAAUAGUGCUUCAGGUUAAGAACUUUGCUUCAGGAUGAGAACAGAAAUUG
Messenger RNA from Podarcis raffonei (Aeolian wall lizard), 4257 nucleotides. RefSeq names its product disintegrin and metalloproteinase domain-containing protein 20-like. Gene Ontology annotation, molecular function: metalloendopeptidase activity. The transcript has a single exon. Gene Ontology annotation, cellular component: external side of plasma membrane; sperm head plasma membrane; plasma membrane. Gene Ontology annotation, biological process: proteolysis; male gonad development. The coding region runs from base 941 to 3280 and encodes 779 amino acids. The record is from RefSeq and is a predicted model, not a curated record. NCBI's taxonomy places the organism in Eukaryota, Metazoa, Chordata, Lepidosauria, Squamata, Lacertidae.